AUGAGGAGAGAUCAGAGAAGUCCAAAACAGGAUCCAAUUUUGAGUUCUCAAUAUGUUGUAUGCGAGGAAAGGUACAACUGCCGUUUUGAAGCACUUGAUCGGACGCUUAGGAAUCUUAUGUCAGUUACCAAUCAACAUAAGACACAUCAAACAUUUGGUGGUAAGAUUGUUGUUCUAAGAGGUGAUUUCAGACAGAUACUUUCGGUGAUUCCGAAAGGAAGUAGACACGAUAUAUUAGCAUCCGCUAUUAACUCAUCCCAUCUGUGGUCAUUUUGUAAGGUUCUAAAACUGCAUACGAAUAUGAGGCUUCUAAUGUCUUCUUCGGAUCAAGAUGAAGGUGAAAUGAAGAUAUUUGCUAAUUGGAUACUUGAUGUUGGAAAUGGAAAUAUUGACUCUGUUGUUGGUGAUGAAUUAGAAGUUGAAAUUUCAGAUGAUCUAUUGAUUACAACUACUGAUGAUCCUCUCUCUCAUUUGGUAGACUUUGCAUAUCCAAAUUUGUUGCAAAACAUAUCAGAUUACAGGUAUUUUUAG
Messenger RNA from Arachis stenosperma, 531 nucleotides. RefSeq lists its product as uncharacterized. The record is from RefSeq and is a predicted model, not a curated record. Gene Ontology annotation, molecular function: DNA helicase activity. The transcript has a single exon. Lineage: Eukaryota; Viridiplantae; Streptophyta; Magnoliopsida; Fabales; Fabaceae. Gene Ontology annotation, biological process: DNA repair; telomere maintenance. The coding region runs from base 1 to 531 and encodes 176 amino acids.